AUUCCUGGACUCGAAUCCCGACAUGAGCCGUGGUGAAGAGACGCAGAGUAAUCCCUUGGAGUGGAAAGAGAGAAAGAUUCCAGCACCAGCCCGGCUGUGUUAUUAGAGAUUUAUUACGUUUGGAUGUCAGGCAAAACCUAGUUGUGAUUUACUGAGGCUGGCUGGUUGGCUGGAUUUAAGGGGCUCAAUGCGCUCCGGAAGUUCAGCAAGGAGGAGGACGAGGGCUGCGGAGCGCACCGUAAGAGAGACUCUCCAAUAGUUAGCGUUGUGUUGACAGCGGUAAAGUAUGAAGGGAUGUGAGCUGAACAUAUAGUAGAAUGGCACCUUAUCUCACAUGGUCUUCUGAGGGAUGGCAACUUUUCACCACCACCACCACCACCACCUCCACCCCCACCAUCAGCAGCACUAUCCGAGCGCGGACCUGCGGCGGCUGUUCCAUCGGCUCACCAUCGCGUCUUCUCUAAGCGUGCUCUGCUUCUCCUUGGUUUAUCUCCUGACCGGAUGCUGCGAGUCCGAGCUGACAGAAAACUCUGAGAUCAAGCAACCCACGCGCGAGUUCCUUGUCUCGGGGUCUGGGUGGCCGUACAAGAGGAACGGAACCAGCGGUGCCAGGGAGGUUACCACCGCGGUUGGCGAACGAGCGUUCAGCGGUCAUCCGGGGCUGGAGGCAAACAGCUCCGGUAAAGAAUGGACAGCGACUCGGAGGUUACCCCAGGCUUUGAUUAUAGGGGUUAAAAAGGGAGGCACCAGGGCUCUGCUGGAGUUUCUGCGGCUCCACCCGGACAUCCGUGCCUUGGGGUCGGAGCCGCACUUCUUCGACCGGCAUUAUGCACGGGGACUGGACUGGUACAGAAGUAUGAUGCCCAAAGCCCUGGACGGUCAGAUCGUUAUUGAGAAGACGCCUCGUUACUUUGUUACCGUGGAAACGCCAGCACGAGUCCAUGCUAUGUCGCAGGAUGUGAAGCUGAUUGUGGUCGUCCGUGACCCUGUGACCAGGGCCAUAUCUGACUACACACAGAUCAUCUCAAAGACCCCCGACAUCCCUCCUUUUGAGAGCCUGGCCUUCAAGAACCGCACCACAGGUCAGAUCGACUCACUGUGGAGCCCGCUGUGGAUAGGCCUGUACGCCCAGCACCUGGAACGCUGGCUGGCCUGGUUCCCCAGGACUCAAAUCCAUCUGGUCAGUGGCGAGAGGCUCAUCUCCGACCCUGCCGGAGAACUUGGCAAAGUCCAGGACUUUCUGGGUCUCCAGAGGAUUGUCACAGACAAGCACUUCUACUUUAACAAAACAAAAGGCUUCCCCUGUCUGAAGAAGCCAGAGGGCAGCAGUAAACCUCACUGCCUGGGGAAGACAAAAGGGAGGACGCAUGCCUCCAUCGACCCUGAGGUGAUCCAGAGACUGAGGGAUUUCUACAAGGUGCAUAACCAGCGUUUUUAUCACAUGGCAGGCCAGGACUUUGGAUGGCAGUGACCCUUUAUUUGUGUGGAACCAGAGGCUUUUGUUGGUAUUAUGCUGCUUGGGGUAGAAGCAUGAGAAAUUCUUCCAUCUGACUGAAACAGAUUAUUAUUAUGUGCUUCUGACCAGCGGGACAUCUCAGAGACUUCAUAAUGAAAACUCAGUGUCAGUACAUAUACCCCUAUCAAUCAAUCAAUCCUCUUGUUCAAGUGUUUGAACGACAGCAGCAUUAUUUCGUUUAUCAUAGAUGUUCAGUAAGGAAUGUACUGUACAUCUUCCUCAUUUGGUAGACUAUGCGAGGUGGUUAAAUAAAAUAUUUGUGAGUUCAUGAGACAGUGCUUGCUACAGUUGCAAAGUUUAAUGGUCGCUUUUAGCAUCUCUGGUUUGCAGUUUAAUCCUGAUGCUCUAGUCGGUAGGCUGUUGUGGCACAAUAAACCUAGAACUGGUGCGUUUCUUAAACCAGAACUUUUUUCUACCAUCUUGUUCUUCAGUCUCACUGGUUAAGAGUUUAAGGGCAAUCAAUGCAUACAUAGAGUAUUGUCCUCCAAGCAUUGUUACCUAAAAGGGGGAAUUAAUCUUUUAUGUGGCAAGCAACCAAGGGGUGAGAGAUAGAAUCUUUAAAUGAGCUGAGAUUUGACUGAGUGGUUUUGAAUUCUUAAAUAAUAAAUGUGGAUAAAUGGAUGUAGGAGAACUGUUCCGGAUCAUUUGCUUCCUUUCCUAUUGGCACAUUUAUGUGCUAGGCUUACGUUAGCAUCCGACUGCAGGACUACCUGACCUGUACCUUGAGUGAAGUAAAGGGACCGCUGGGGGAUAACCAAAAUGAGACCAGGUCAUAUCAACGGCCAUUUCUUGUGAUGAAGAGGCUUUCAGGCUGUUUCAACUGUUUCUGUGAGAAGGCCUGCUUACAGGGUUGUUAUCUGUUUGCAUGUAUUUGCACUAGUUUGAAAGCAUAACAAAUAAAACUAUUUUUAAUCCAA
Messenger RNA from Etheostoma spectabile (orangethroat darter), 2433 nucleotides. It is a transcript of the gene hs3st3l, whose product is annotated as heparan sulfate (glucosamine) 3-O-sulfotransferase 3-like. Gene Ontology annotation, molecular function: [heparan sulfate]-glucosamine 3-sulfotransferase activity. The record is from RefSeq and is a predicted model, not a curated record. NCBI's taxonomy places the organism in Eukaryota, Metazoa, Chordata, Actinopteri, Perciformes, Percidae. The transcript is spliced from 3 exons. The coding region runs from base 350 to 1471 and encodes 373 amino acids.